Molecule: messenger RNA, 2988 nt
Organism: Galleria mellonella (greater wax moth)
Lineage: Eukaryota; Metazoa; Arthropoda; Insecta; Lepidoptera; Pyralidae
Product: zinc finger protein GLI1-like
Exons: 5
Coding region: 1-1584 (527 amino acids)
Biological process (GO): regulation of transcription by RNA polymerase II
Cellular component (GO): nucleus
Molecular function (GO): DNA-binding transcription factor activity, RNA polymerase II-specific; RNA polymerase II cis-regulatory region sequence-specific DNA binding
Source: RefSeq, a predicted model, not a curated record
AUGGCUGAUUACGACAUCGUACCUUGUUACGACGAAGAUGAACUGUUUCAAGAGAAAAACGACACAGUCACAGAUCUCCAUGCUUAUUAUAUGACACAGUUUAAUCUAGAAUUAGAAAACGCCAAUAAAAAAUGUAAAGACAAUUUUAAAUAUGGCGUAGAAGAAAGUUUUGAUUUUGAAGUACUUCACAAUUGGGAUACUGGAGCGAAUAAUAACACAUCAGGAUUCGAAGCUAUAGAUGAAGUUAUUGAAAGUAACAUUAACGACCAGAAUAUUAAAGAAGUUUUAUUAGAUCUUGAUAGUAUUGAUUUUGAUGAAAGAAGCAAUACAUAUAACAAUUAUAAAGAGAACGAAAAAAAUAAUUAUGAUAUCAAUAACGAUUACAUAGAUGAUGAGUCGUUGAUAGACGAAUUAUGCAGAGAAGAAAAUGAAAAUUGCCCACUUACACCAGAAGGAUUCAAUGAGGAAUACUUUACUUCGGCAACUAAUGAUAAAAAUAAUAUAUUACCACCUAUAGAAACAGCAUUUUCUAAAAGGUAUUGUCAUUAUAAUAAUAUAGAUGAACAUAAUGAGCAAGAGAAUUUUGUUAAUCAAAUAAAUAAUACAAUCAUUCCUAAUAAUGAUUUGCCACUAAUUAAUAGUAUAGAACAUUAUAGUUAUCCAAAUAAUAUACUUUAUAAUUUGGAAAAUGAUAAAAAAUAUACACUUCCUGAUACCCCAACAAGUUGUACAGAAUUUAAUUAUGAUAAAAAUGAAAGAAAACUCUCAGUUUCUGAAUCUAUAGAGAGUGAUAUUCAAAGCUCAAGUUAUUACGAUCACGAUGGGACCUCGGAAACAUUUGAUGAAGAAGAUUUAUUUAUUAAUUUAGAUGACUUUGGUUUGAUAAUGGAAACAGAAAAUGAAACUGGCAAUGAUAAUAGGAAUAAUUAUCAAAACGAAAGGAAAUCAGAGAAAGACAAAAGUCAAGGUGAAAGAAUUUGUUUAUGGGAACAAUGUUAUGAAAGAUAUCCUAACCAAAAUACUCUAGUGGAACACAUUGAAAGAGCUCAUGUCAACACAUAUAAAGGCGAUGAAUUCAGUUGUCUAUGGCGUGACUGCGCACGCGCACGGAGACCAUUCAACGCGCGAUACAAACUACUCAUUCACAUGCGAGUGCACUCUGGACACAAACCCAAUAGAUGCCAUCAUCCAGGAUGUGGAAAAGCUUUCUCGCGAUUGGAAAACUUAAAAAUCCACGUGCGCUCACACACAGGAGAGCGACCGUAUGCGUGCCCAGCUCCUCACUGCAGAAAGGCUUUCUCCAACUCCUCAGAUCGAGCCAAGCAUCAAAGGACGCAUUUUAAUGCUAGGCCUUAUGCAUGCGGGGCUGCUGGAUGUGGUAAACGGUAUACAGAUCCAUCAUCCCUUCGUAAACAUGUCAAAUCUCAUCCUCACAUAACCAACGUGCCCAGAACUUGCCUGCCGCCUUCCCGGCCCAUGAAGAGACCAGAACAGGAACAACUAGUUCCAAGCUCUCCAGCUAAGUUGGCUACGUUGAGAUCUAUUAGAGACAAGUUGACAGUUCCCAAACUUCAGAGAUUAUAAUUCAAAAUAUAAUUAGGAAUAAAGGACGACAAUUUAUUUUUGAAAUGGACAGCUUUUUGUUUAUAUUGAAGAUAUAUAUAUGACUGAUUACUAUACCAUAAACAUACCUAAUAUGGUUUAUCUUGGAUAUACCAGCCCUAUUGUUGGCAAUAUACUCUGACAGGUCGAUCUUUACGCAGUUUUCCUUGAAAACCAUCGUGGUUAAUUCUUGUGAAAUUCGUCACGACGGGCCAACCGACCUGCUUUCAUCUUCACCCAUCAUCUCUCACUGGUGUUUCGCCAGCGUAUACCAAUAGCGCAGGUAGGGUUACCAUCCCAUUAUCAUUCUAUAAAAAAAAUAGGAUUCAUAAGGAAAAGUGUUAUAAUUUUGUCAAACAACUGAAUAGCGACCAAAUACAAAUUGUUAAUAAUUACAUAAUCUGUUAUUACUGUUAUAAUUAUUGUGACGUUUAUAAUGAGAUAGUUAAAUUUAUAUGAAUAAGUACUUAUUUUAUAUGUAAGUAAAUUGAAGCUCAAUCAAAGACUGAUGCAAUUAAAUUGGCUCAAUUAAUUAGUUUAAAUUUGAUUUAUCGUGCUGAGAAGCACUCAAAAUUAUUUUGUAAUUAAAGUAUUAAAUAGUAACUAAAGUAUUAUUAAAUGGUAUUCAUAAAAUAAAUCUUGUAAUAAAAAGAUAUGAAUAAUACGGAAAGUAUGCAGUUACAUUCUUUAUAGAAUAAUAAAUAGUGGAAUCUUUAGAAGUUCAAUGAAUUUAAAAAAAAAAAUAGCAGCAAUUAGAAUAUUUUUUAUGAAUUAUAUAAUUCAUUUGUAAAAAUUAUAUACAUAAAUGAAAUAAAAGUUUUAAUUAAAUAUUAAUUAAUAUGUCUUUUUGAAUAAAUAAUGAAAGCUUUUUAAAAAUUGUACUAGUAACAUUUUAUAACCAUGUAACUACAUAAUAAAAUCACUUUGUAACUUAGUAACGAAACGUAAACCAGGUUCUACUUCUAUCGUUAUGUAAAUAGGAACUUUUUAUAUUAGAUAUUAAUUACUUAUAUGUUUUAAAUUGUAGAAAUUAAUAAUGGUAUGUUUGUGUCGAACACAGAUCUCACUUGAAAGACAUGCAAACGUUUAGCAUUUUUACAAAUUUUAACUUUAAAGUUUUGUAUAAGAAGUUUCUCCAAUUACACCUAUCAUUGCUCAAUUUUUAUAUGAUUUAUAUAUUUCUUUUUAUUAUAUGUAUAAGUAAUAUUAAGUUAUUAAUUAAAUUAGUUCUAGAUUAAGUACAAAAUGUACAAUUAUGCUUUCCAAAAGAAUCUCCUGAAAUAAUUAAGUUAUUUCAUAAGAUUUUUCCAUUAAUAAGAUCUCUAAUUUAGUAUUUUUUAAUAUUAAUAUCUUAAAAGACAGAAACUGUCAUUAAUAUUUGUAAAU